This is a messenger RNA of Striga asiatica, 783 nucleotides long. Lineage: Eukaryota; Viridiplantae; Streptophyta; Magnoliopsida; Lamiales; Orobanchaceae. The record is from the annotation of a GenBank genome assembly.
AUAAUGUAUGCAAUCUCUUUCAGGAAGGAAAUGAGAAGGAAAUGAGUGCCUAUUAUCUGGAGCACGCCAGUGUUGAUCACAUUCAUAAUCAUUUUGAUCUAUUUGAGGCUGAAGCUCGUCGCUUGCUUGACUCAGGCCUUGCAAUUCCUGCGUAUGAUCAGCUUUUGAAGACAUCUCAUGCUUUCAAUGUCUUAGACUCUAGAGGAUUUGUUGGCGUAACAGAACGUGCCCGCUAUUUCGGUCGUAUGCGUAGUUUAGCCCGUCAAUGUGCUCAACUAUGGUUGAAGACAAGAGAAUCUCUUGGGCACCCCUUGGGUGUUGCUUCUCAUCCUGAUCACCUUGGCUUUCAGAAAGAAGACAUGGAGGAACUGAAGAAAAAGGUUUCUACAGAACCUCGGACUUUUAUCCUGGAAAUUGGGACGGAGGAGCUACCCCCAAAUGAUGUGGUUAAUGCUUGCAAUCAAGUACUUAAGUUUCUGUCAUAAUUAUUCUUGGUUUUUACUUUCUCUAGGCUUACUAAAUAUAUAUAGUCUCCUGCUAUGCUUUUUCAUCUUUAUUGAAUCUUUGCUUAUUGAUUUGUGAUUUUCAUUAAGCUUGGAAGUUUCUAAUAUCUGUUUCAUUUGAGUAACUCCAUCAAUUUCACAUGUGAUUCAAGAGGAAGUUUUGUAGCCAAAUUUAAUGCAUCAAGCUCUAAUGUGUAGGCUAUGUUGUUUAUUGCAGCUCAAAGAUUUAAUCCAGCAGUUGCUGGAUAAACUAAGAUUGAGUCAUGGAAGCGUGCAAACU